This is a messenger RNA of Menidia menidia (Atlantic silverside), 5332 nucleotides long. The record is from the annotation of a GenBank genome assembly. NCBI's taxonomy places the organism in Eukaryota, Metazoa, Chordata, Actinopteri, Atheriniformes, Atherinopsidae.
ACACAGCCGGCUGCACUUUUAAUCAACAUUUUCCUGCUGACGUUAUCGCUGCAGGUGGAUUCUGAGGCUGAGUGUACUGUUAUGGCGCUUCCAUUUGGGGUCUCUUGGCUUUGCUUGGUGUUGUGGGGCUGCAUUUGCCUUUCUCCUCAAAAUGCCCCCUCCCCUGCUGAACCAACGGGAUGACCAUCGCCGGAUCCUCCGGACUCCAUCACAGUCAGCCCGCCGAUCAGUGCGUCCGCACAGGAGCAUCUGAACGCAACACGACGGCACCGAUCGUGGGGAGGGGGAUCCGUUUCAGAUUAGGAGCCUGGCGCGCUAUGGUGGCCCUCAGCUUUGAGUAACCUGCAGCUAAACGGAGCUCUCGCACCACUCACGCCUCGAGGAUGAGCGGACCCGCCGCGGCCGGAGCGGCUGCCUGCCGCUUCGCCCACUAUUUCGUGGUGUGCGGACUGGACGCGGAGACGGGCCUGGAGCCAGACGAUGGAGCAGGGGAGAGCUUUGAGCAGAGCCCCAUUCGCCGGUCCUUCAAGUCAAAGGUUCUGGUUCACUACCCUGAGAACACAGACAGGAACCCUUUCAACAAAGAUGCUGUCAACAUGCUCUGUAUGCCCCGAGGUCUAUCCUUCCGAAGCAAAGCAGACAGACUCGACCCUCAGUUUCACUCCUUCACGCUCGCUUCUGACGAAGGAACGCGCUCCUAUGGUUUUGUCCAUACUUUCUACGAAGAGGUGACCAGUCCUCAGAUCAUCACUGCCAUGCAGACGCUCUUUCAGAUGCACCACGUGGAGCACCACUCCUCCUCCUCAGCCUCCUCUCCUUCGUCCUCGUCUUCUUCUGCCUCUUCGCCCUCCACCUCCAGCAUGGACUCGCUAGCGAGCAGCUUGGAGGAGUCGGACGCGGAGUCUCUGGCCGGGGUAUCCGGCUGCCUCGGCUGUGCGGGCUCUUUCGAUCCAGCACGUGACACCCUGUACGUAUCCAAAGCCCUCUGCCUUGUCACGCCUCUCCCUUUUCUGCAAGCAUCACGGCAGUUCCUGGCACAGCUACACCAGGCGGUGGCAUCACAGACUGCCCCGCCCCUCCCUCUGGAGAGCUAUAUCCAUAACAUCCUGUACGAGGUGCCGCUGCCCCCACCAGGACGCUCACUGAGGUUCCAUGGGGUGCAGGGGCCCAUCGUAUGUCAGCGACCCGGACCAGGGGAGCUUCCUUUGGGGGACUAUCCUCUUGGAGAGGCUUUCUCUUUGCUGGGCGUUGAUAAUAUGGUGAAACUACUAACUUGUGCUCUCCUGGAGACUCAAGUCCUGCUUUACUCCCAAGACUACCAGCAUUUGAUGACAGUGGCAGAGGGAAUCACCACUUUGCUAUUCCCCUUUCAGUGGCAGCACAUCUACUUACCUAUUAUCUCUACGCCACUGCAUCACCUUUUGGAUGCUCCUGUGCCUUUCUUGAUGGGCAUCCAUCACAGAGAGGGAGCUCAGCGGUCCUCCCUCCACCUUCCGCAUGAGGCCAACCUGUGUUUUGUGGACAUUGACAACCACUGUGUUGAAGCCCCAGAGGACCUUCCCCUGUUUCCAGAUCAGACUGAGUUGAUACAGGACCUGAGUGAAGUGUUGCUGCACUUCGGGCUCCCCCCACAGGGAGGGACGAGCACUAAGCCCACCGCGGACAGCAAAACCUCCUCCCCUCAACUGAGUAGUCUGGUGCUGGAGGAUUUGAUGGAGGACAGAAGGAACGGGAACCUUGGCGGUGAGGAGCUGGAGGUCCUGGAGAGGCUGCAGGCUCUGGCGAGGAGAUGUGGUGGAGGCAAAAUAUCAGAGGGUGGAAAGACACUCGUGUUUGAGGAGGAGGAAGGGCUGAGGGCAGCCAAGCUGAAUGUUCAGCUGAGGGAGGUGUUUGCUGUUCGGUUUGCUGCUAUGUUUGGGAGGUAUGAGGAGUUCGUCAUCCACAGUGCUCUGGAUCUGGACUCUUGGCUGAGCAACCGAGAGGGUACCAUCAGCUUUGACAAGGGUUCCUUUCUCUCAGUUCAGCCAGCAACCCAUUUGCACUUCUUGUCCCGGUUCCUGGAGACAUCCAUGUUCUCCUCCUUUGUGGAUGGGAAGGUUUUAUCUCGCUGGGCAGACAGGGAGCCACUGCAGCAGCUGUUUGACAGCCGUUUGGAGCGGGAGCGACUGUAUGACACGGGUGAUGAUGAUUUCCACCACCGUCCUUCCAGGAAGUGCUCCUCACACUUCGAAUCAGCUCAGGCUAUUGAACGCAGGCUGAUGAAAGCAGACCACACAGCCAUACACCCCCACCUGCUGGACAUGAAGAUCGGCCAGGGUCGUCACUAUCCAGGCUACUUUCCUAAGCUGCAGGCUGAUGUGCUUUCACAAUCUCAGAAUACCAACAAGUGGUCCAGCCGUGUUACAGCAUCACGCAGGUCUGAGCCCAAAAGAUCGACGGUCACCGACCACUCGGGGGUGGAGAGUGAGCACAGACAGAAACACGCAUUCACAAGGAGAGCCCUCCGUCAGUCUAAACUACUCGACCUUUCCCCUCAAGCUGUCACCCAGACGCACAGAGGCUUCGUUGACGAGCUGCUAGGCGAGUGUCGUCUGAAGACCAAGCGGAUGUUGAUGGAAAGAAUGGGGAAGGAGUGUGUGGAACUGGGUCAGGGGGAGGCCAGCAUCACAGGCCUGCAGGAAAACACACUCAUCCACGGCCUGUGUGAUCUGCUGGAGAGAACCUGGGGACACGGCCUGCAGAUUAAACAGGGGAAGUCUGCUCUUUGGUCUCAUUUGCUUCAUUACCAGGCCGCCCAGGGGAAGUUUGAGGCACCGGCUGAGACUCCAGGGUCUAACUGCUCCGAGCAGAGGACGCUCGAAGAUGGCGCCGUGUUCCUGAGGGGAGGGUCAUUAAUACAAGACGUGAGGUUUAUCCAGACCAUGAGUGACAACCUGUCUGAGGUGGCUCAGGCCAGGGCAUGGAUCCAUCUGGCUCUGGAGAAAAAAAUGCUGUCCCAGCAUCUCAAAGAGCUGCUGACAAACCAGGAGCUGCUCAGGCAGCUGUAUAAAUCUCAUGCAUUCCUGCUCUGCGAGGAAGAAAGGGAACAAUUCUUAUUCCACCUGCUGUCUCUCAACACUGUGGACUACCUCUGUUUUACACGCGUCUUCACCUCCAUCUGUAUUCCGUACCGUGUUGUUAUAAUACCCAUGAAAAAGCUGAGCAUUGCAAUGGCAACAGUCAAUCCCUGGGUGUGUGUUUCCGGAGAACUGGGUGACUCUGGAGUUAGACAGAUCCCAAAGAAUACACAAGAAAUCUUUUUUCAGUGCAAGAACCUGGGCAGGCUGAGCACCCUGCAGCUGGGAGUGCAAGAGAACUCGGGUCUGCUUGCCAAGUGUCUGAUCCACUGUGUGAUGGUGUACAAUGAGAUCACAGGGCACACCUACAAGUUCCCUUGUGGAAGAUGGCUGGGGAAAGGCGUGGGUGACGGCAGCUUGGAAAGAGUUCUUAUCGGUCAGCUGGUGUCCCCUGGUGCAGAGGAGGAUGCUGGAAGGUGGACAGGGACGCCUCCUGAGCUGGCCUCCCCAUCUCAGACUAUGCGGACGGUGCUGGGGACGCUUGGCGGCCGGAGCAGGAUGCACUCUGUGGAAGUACAAGAGGACAUGAGGGAGGCAGCCAACAAUCUUGUUAAACAUUUCCACAAACCUGAACAAGAGAGGGGAAACUUGACCGUCUUGUUAUGUGGAGAGGGAGGGCUGGUGCUCGCUUUGGAGAAGUUCCUCCUUCAUGGGUUCAAGUCCAAUCGUCUUUUCCAGAGAAACGUGUUCGUUUGGGAUUUUGUGGAGAAAUCGGUGGUUUCCAUGGAGAUGGCAGAUCAGAUGGGCGACCUGCAAGGAUCAACGCUGACUAAAAGCCCGCCGUGCAGCUCGCUGUGUCACUACGUCAAUGCUAUCAAUGUCUCAUCCCGAAACAUCGGGAAAGAGGGGAAGUUCCAGCUAUUCGUCUGCCUGGGAAUCAGGGACCGGCUUUUGUCCCAGUGGCUCCCUCUGCUGGCAGAGAGCCACCUGACAGCCCGGACAUACGAGGACGGGGCUCUGCUGCGGGACCGUGCCACCGUGCACUCCCUUUGCCGGAUUCUGCAAACACUGAAUGAGUUCAGCUUCAACCUGGAGGCGGCGCUGGUCAAAGGGGUUGACCUCUAACCACCAGAAGCCCAUCGCUUCGAAUCAGGACGCAGGCACUCUGAGAAGUUCAAAUGCCCAUCUGCGGAUGGAGGAGGUUCCGUCAGACACCUGCUAAGUAUCACUUCAUCAUCGAAGCAGCCAGUUGAUGGGAAGAAGACACUGGCUACUCAAGCACCAAACAUAUUGCCUUGUUCACUGAUGUACAUGUCUUAUAUACUGUAUUUGCUUCAGGAAGUAGUCCAAUGCUUGUUUACACUGUGAAAUUUUGAUUCCUCAAGGAGAAAUGGAGUCACUGAUAAACACACCUACAAUAGAUAUUCUACCUGCUUACAUAUGUACUAUAUCUGACCCUAGAACAGCUAUAACUGUCCUCCUACUGCGGUAUUGCUUGCACUUAAAUUUCAAACAUGCAUGGCCAGAAUCUUUGUUUCGUGUCUUUGGGUGUUGUGAUCUAAAGUGUCAUAAGUCAGGCCUUAUUAACCAUUAUUUCAUUUGGUAUCUUAGCAAAUAUUCUGAAGAAAAAUUGUGUUUCCGUUGAAUGAUUAAAAGGUUUCUUUAUGCCUUGUUAUACUGUGUAAAGUCUGGCCUGUUUCUCAUUAUUUAUUUAAUGAAAUCCUCAGUUGGUAUAACACUGGAUCUAAACUGGUGUCCUAGAUGUGUCAGUUUAAAUAGUGUUUGUCAUUUAGUUAAAAAAAGCCGUUUCCCCUUUCUCUGUUUGUAAAUAAUUUUGCUUAAUUUUGUCUUUCAUAGAAUUGUUCCAUCCAUUCUGUUUGAACUGUUCCAAUUUGAUAUUAUGGUGUAAUAAAUUUGUGGCAUAUUUUUCUGUAUAAAGGCGUCUUGUUUGCUACUGUGGACGACAACAGAUUCUAUGACUGACACAUUUGUGUGGGAGAGAGACAGGCUGCUGGUUUCUGAUCCGUUUGAUUUUCCUUACCAAACCCAUCCAGUUAGUAGAGCACAGGUUUGUAAAGUAUUACAUGUUAGCUGUUACGUUGACCUAGCUUUUAAUCGAACAGUCGAACAUCUAUGAAAAUGCUGUCUUCUGCACUAUCCUGCAAGCACUAUGUAACCCACUCUGACCAAGUUUCUCUUGUUAAAAUACAGAUUACAGAAAGCAAUAACGAAUUAUUUAUGACGUGUGCUGUUGAAAAUUAAAGUUAUUGACAUAA